Messenger RNA from Exophiala bonariae, 927 nucleotides. RefSeq names its product Prohibitin-2, subunit of the prohibitin complex (Phb1p-Phb2p) (gene PHB2). The transcript is spliced from 3 exons. Gene Ontology annotation, cellular component: mitochondrion; membrane. The record is from RefSeq and is a predicted model, not a curated record. The coding region runs from base 1 to 927 and encodes 308 amino acids. Lineage: Eukaryota; Fungi; Ascomycota; Eurotiomycetes; Chaetothyriales; Herpotrichiellaceae. Gene Ontology annotation, biological process: mitochondrion organization.
AUGGCUUACGAUCCCAGGGAACACUUGCAAAGAUUACAACGGACCCUUCAACAACGCGGUGGCGGCGGUUUCGGAGGCGUUCCUGGAGGUGCCGGAGCUAGCAGAGGAAUUCUAGGUCUGAUUGCUCUUGGUGUCGGUGGUGUUAUUCUUUCAAACUCAAUCUUCAACGUUGACGGUGGUCACCGCGCGAUCAAGUACACCAGAAUAUCUGGGGUGAGCAAGGAAAUCUACAAUGAAGGAACUCAUCUGAGACUUCCGUGGUUCGAAACACCCAUCGACUAUGAUGUCCGCGCAAAACCGAGAAACGUUGCCUCCCUCACCGGAACAAAAGAUUUACAGAUGGUCAACAUUACCUGCCGUGUUCUGUCUCGGCCCCGAGUCGAAGCUCUCCCUCAGAUAUACCGUACCUUGGGCACAGACUAUGACGAGCGAGUCCUGCCAUCGAUUGUGAACGAAGUGCUCAAGAGCGUGGUCGCACAAUUCAAUGCCAGUCAGUUGAUUACACAGAGAGAAAAUGUGGCUCGGUUGGUCCGAGACAACCUCACAAGACGGGCUGCUCUCUUUAACAUCAUGCUCGACGAUGUUUCUCUCACCCAUCUCUCCUUCUCCCCCGAAUUCACCGCAGCAGUUGAAGCCAAGCAGGUCGCACAGCAGGAGGCUCAAAGAGCCGCUUUCGUGGUUGACAAGGCCAGGCAAGAGAAACAAGCAACAGUCGUCCGCGCCCAGGGUGAAGCCCGAUCCGCCGAGUUGAUUGGUGAGGCCAUCAAAAAGAGCAGAAGUUAUCUGGAACUGCGACAGAUUGAGAACGCACGCAACAUUGCCUCCAUUCUUCAAGAGAGUGGUGGAAAGAACAAAUUGUACCUUGACGCUCAAGGUCUUGGCCUCAAUGUCGGUGCAUCCGAGGACAACCAGUCGGGACGAAAAUAA